Molecule: messenger RNA, 765 nt
Organism: Cotesia glomerata
Lineage: Eukaryota; Metazoa; Arthropoda; Insecta; Hymenoptera; Braconidae
Exons: 1
Coding region: 1-765 (254 amino acids)
Biological process (GO): DNA integration
Molecular function (GO): nucleic acid binding
Source: RefSeq, a predicted model, not a curated record
AUGAUCAUUGAUAAAGCUCAUCAAAAAACUCUUUAUGGAGGAAUCCAAAAGACUUUAUCCAUUCUAGAUGAAUUCUGGAUUAUAGGAGGAAGAACUUCAGUCAAAUCAGCAAUCUGGAACUGUGUAAGAUGUGCAAGAUUCCGACAAAUCAAGAGCCAACAACUAAUGUGUCAAUUACCAAUUCAUCGAGUUACUCUUUCUCGUCCCUUUUUGCAUACCGGUGUUGACUAUGCUGGACCAUUCAUGCUAAAAACUUGGAGAGGACGCAAUGCUCGUGAAUAUAAAGCAUACAUUGCCUUAUUUGUCUGUGAAUCUACGUCAGCUAUUCAUCUAGAGCUUGUCACCGAAUAUACAACUAAUGCCUUCAUAGCAGCUUAUAAACGGUUUACUGCCAGACGUGGGAUUUGUGCAACAUUGAGAAGCGAUUGUGGAACCAAUCUCAAAGGAGCGGACUCGGAACUUCGAAACCUCUUUUCUUCAACAUCAAAACAGCUUGGUAAACUAGCUUCACUCCUCGCCAAUGACGGUACUCAAUGGUUGUUUAAUCCUCCUUCUGCUCCUCAUUUCGGUGGAGAGUGGGAAUCUGGAGUGAUAUCAACAAAACACCAUUUUCGUAGAGUAAUAGGAGAUCAACAACUAACUUACGAAGAAAUGAGUACCUUCCUGACUCAAGUUGAAGCUGUUUUGAACUCAAGGCCUCUUUGUUCGCUCACUGAAGAUCCUGAUGAUCUUUCCGUGCUAACUCCUGGUCAUUUUCUUAUAUGA